Pseudomassariella vexata is the source of this 1737-nucleotide messenger RNA. RefSeq lists its product as uncharacterized. Gene Ontology annotation, cellular component: cytosol; nucleoplasm; centrosome. Bases 169 to 1737 code for a protein of 522 amino acids. The record is from RefSeq and is a predicted model, not a curated record. The transcript has 6 exons. NCBI's taxonomy places the organism in Eukaryota, Fungi, Ascomycota, Sordariomycetes, Amphisphaeriales, Pseudomassariaceae.
GUUGGUUCUAGUUGGAAAACUGCCCCACCGAAAUUCGAUCUCAGUUUCCAGUCACCCAGCAUCAUUCAUCAACGACGACCUUCAUAUCUCAAAAGCACCUUCCUCAAAACAGACUCGUGAAAGUGUUGAGUCGACUGAGUAGAGGGAAAAUAUAGCCGCUAAUUCGUGAUGUUCGAUGAGCUGCUCAAGAUUUCCCGUCAUAUCGGGCAAGACAGCUCGCCGUCGGAUAUACCUCGAGAAAUCACAAGCCUGUUGCCGUCUAGUUUCACAUUAGAAGAUGUUAGCAAUAUGCUUAUAGGCUCAAAAUUAUCUGGCGACAUUAGCUCGUUGAGGGCUAUUCAAGCAUGUCUAGGAAGCGAGAAGCUUACUUCAAGUGACGGCGAGGACCCAGAUGCUCUGCAGAAGGUCGCGAAGUACGUUGCUCGCAGCAUCUUGCCAGUGUCAGAUGCAUCACUUAGCGAUGGAUUCAAGAUAUGGAAGAACCACGCGCUCAAGGCCGAAGUAGGACUGGACGUCCUUCACUCAAUCGACCACAGCAAAGCCAUCGAGCUGGAUGACCCAGUUUUCGUGUCCAUCACAGCUUUCACCAGUGUGAAGGACUCAUGGACAACCGAGACAUCCUCUUCUCUAGCACACGGAAUUCUCAAGGCGCACCUGCAGGUGGGAAAAGCACAACAGAAAUUCAUCGUCGAAACGGUCCUCAACGGAUUCCUCCGCCCUCUAUUCUCCAAAUCGCGCCCCGCCACGGUAACAGCAUCUGGCCGUAAGGCCGAGUUCGUCGAGGCGUCACGUUAUGCAGGUCUAGAUGCGCAGUCCGAGGCGUUUAAACAAUGGAAGCAUAGUCAGCGAUACGCCAUCACGGUGUUUGAGUGGGCCGUGGUACAGGCUGAUGAAGAGCUACUGAGAAAGCACUGGCACAUGUUCACCCCGGUCCUGCUGACUUUACUCGACGAGUCUGAGACAGAGAUCAAGAUCCGCGCUAUUACGAUCUUCACCGACUUCUGGGCACGUUGCCCGGCAGGCCUGAUGAGAAAGGUCGGACUAGCCGAGGUCUUCGAACAGGCUAUCUUUCCCGCAGUCUUGUACCUUCCGAGUCUCACGCCCGAAGAUGAGUCGGUCAGGAUCCUCAACACGGCAUACCCUGCGCUGUUCCAGCUGGCCGGCCUGCCGUAUCCGGAGAAGAUCGACGAGCCGUGCACUUACCCGGAGUUCUCAAAAGCAGAAAAGCAGUUGCUGGAUAAGAUCAUUCGAGAGGGCAUCCUGGUCGGACAUAAUCACGCGAGCGAGUAUGUCAGGCUUACCGAGUUAUUUCUUCUGAAAGCGCGAUACAUUGUCAACGGAAUGGGUAUUCUGGCUGUGAAACACUUGAAAGAUUUCAUUCCCAUGGUAUCUCAAGUCAUGAUCGACCCAUUCGGCACCAAAUACCCGCCAGUACUACACGCUGGCGCUCGGCUCUUACAAGUCAUCAUGCGGUGCUGCUGGCCGCGGAUGCCAGGCUACUGUGAUGAAGUCGUAAAAGUUUUGACGGUAUGCGCGCUCAACAUCGAAGACGAAGACGCCUUCCCCGAGGGAGCUGCAGGUAAAGAAAAACUCAAGUCGGAAUUGAUGAGAACAGCGGAUAUGCUCUCGGCCGUUAUCAAAGCCGAAGGCAUCGACCUCUCCAAACGAGUAAUACCGCUCAUUGAGAAGGAGCCCUCAUUAGCCCAGCUAUUCACAGAAAAGCCUAAACAGAAUUAA